Salmo salar (Atlantic salmon) is the source of this 486-nucleotide messenger RNA. Lineage: Eukaryota; Metazoa; Chordata; Actinopteri; Salmoniformes; Salmonidae. The record is from RefSeq and is a predicted model, not a curated record.
ACAACUACCACUACAACUACCACUACCACUACCACUACAACAACAACUACCGCUACAACUACCACUACAACUACCACUACAACCACAACUACAACUACCACUACAACUACCACAACAACUACCACUACAACAACCACUACUACAACUACAACUACCAAGACAACUACCACUAAAACUACUGCCACAACGACCGCUACAACUACCACUACAACUACAGCUACAACUACCGCUACAACAACCACUACCAUUUCCGCUACAACUACCACGACCGCUACAACUACCACUACAACUAUCACUACCACUACAACAACCGCUACAACAACCACUACAGCUAAAGCUACCGCUACAACUACAACUACCGCUACCGCUACAACUACCACUACAACUACCGCUACAACUACCGCUACAACAACCACUACAACUACCACUAUCGCUACAACUACCACUAACACUACAACUAUCACUACAACUACCACUACAACUACC